ACACUUCCAGCCUGUUGCUUAUUCAUUCAGAGUGGGAAAGCGCCAGCCCCAAAGCCAGCCAGUGCAGGGCUGCCCACUUAAGGCCCCCAGGCGGUCCUGCCCGGUGCCCUGCAGAGAGCCUCCUGCAGCCUUGGGCACCGCCCCUGCCCUGCCCUGACCCCUUGGCCUCGAAAUGCUGUCAUCGGAGGAGCCGUCCCGCUCGGACCAAGGCCAGGAUGGACAAAGCUAGAGCUGCGGCAGGCAAGGAGCCAUCCUGUCCUCGAGGCCGUGGGGAGAGAAGCACGCACAGGGGGCCACUCCUGAGAGCCUCUCGGUCCACCAGGUCUCUUCAGAGGGGCCACCAUGGCUUUGGCCCCAGCCGGUUUGCAGGUGGGAACCCUGGUGUGGGGCGCCUGCCUCUGCAUCCUGGUACACGGGCAACAGGCCCAGCCAGGGCAGGGCCCGGACUCGGGGCGCUGGCGGCAGCUGAUCCAGUGGGAGAACAACGGGCAGGUGUACAGCCUGCUCAACUCAGGCUCCGAGUACGUCCCCGCCGGAGCACCGCGCGCCGAGGGUAGCUCCCGGGUGCUGCUGGCGGGCGCCCCCCAGACCCAGCUGCGGCGCAGCCAAGGAGGUCCCCGGCGGCGGCAGGCCCCGUCUCUGCCCCUGCCCGGGCGCGUGGGCUCGGACACCGUGCGCGGCCAGGCGCGGCACCCUUUCGGCUUCGGCCAGGUGCCGGAUAACUGGCGCGAGGUGGCCGUCGGGGACAGCGCGGGCAUGGCCCGGGCUCGCACCUCGGUCUCCCAGCACGGGGGCUCCGCCUCCUCGGUCUCGGCCUCGGCCUUCGCCAGCACGUACCGCCAGCCGCCCUCCAUCCCGCAGCAGUUCCCCUACCCGCAGGCGCCCUUCGUCAGCCAGUACGAGACCUACGACCCGGCGGCGCGGACCUACGAGCAGGGCUACGUGUACUACCGCGGGGCGGGCGGCGGCGGCGCCGGGGCGGCGGCUGUGGCCUCGGCGGGGGUGGUCUAUCCGUUCCAACCGCGGCCGCGCUACGAGGAGUUCGGCGGAGGGGGCGAGGAGCAGCCCGAGUACUCGCCGCAGGGCUUCUACCCGGCCCCAGAGAGGCCCUACGCGCCGCCGCCCGCCGACGGCCUAGACCGCCGCUACUCGCACAGCCUCUACCACGAGGGCGCUACGGGCUCCGAGCAGGCCCUCCCCGGCCCGGGCCCCGACGCAGCGCAGGCCGCCGGCGGCGCCUACGGCGGCGACCCCGCCCUCGGCUGGUACCCGCCCUAUGCCAACCUGCCUCCCGAGGCCUACGUUCCCCAGAGGGCGGUGGAGCCGCAGCCCCCGUUCCGCAUGCCGGAGCCGCCCUACCUGCCCGUGCGCAGCUCGGACGCGCCCCCGCCGGUGGCGGAGCGCAGCGGCUCGCAGCAGGGCCGCCUCAGCGUGGGCAGCGUGUACCGGCGCACCCAGAACGGCCGCGGUCUCCCUGACUUGGUCCCAGACCCCAACUAUGUGCAAGCGUCCACCUAUGUCCAGAGAGCCCACCUAUACUCCCUGCGCUGUGCAGCAGAGGAGAAGUGCUUGGCCAGCACAGCCUAUGCCCCGGAGGCCACUGACUAUGAUGUGCGGGUGCUGCUGCGCUUCCCCCAGCGUGUGAAGAACCAGGGCACAGCGGAUUUCCUCCCGAACCGGCCGCGGCACACUUGGGAGUGGCACAGCUGCCACCAACACUACCACAGCAUGGACGAGUUCAGCCACUACGACCUGUUGGAUGCAGCCACAGGCAUGAAGGUAGCCGAGGGCCACAAGGCCAGCUUCUGCCUGGAGGAUAGCACCUGUGACUUCGGCAACCUCAAGCGCUACGCAUGCACCUCACAUACACAGGGCCUGAGCCCAGGCUGCUAUGACACUUACAACGCGGACAUCGACUGCCAGUGGAUUGACAUAACUGAUGUGCAACCCGGCAACUACAUCCUCAAGGUGCACGUGAACCCUAAGUACAUUGUUUUGGAGUCUGACUUCACCAACAAUGUGGUGAGAUGCAACAUCCACUAUACAGGUCGCUAUGUUUCUACGACAAACUGCAAGAUUGUCCAAUCCUGAUCUUCGAGAAGGUGGACAACUGCCAACCUCCCCGCUUCCCAGAGCAGGUCCUGAUUACCAGGCAGCCUCCCUCCAGGACACACCUGGUCCAAGGGAUACAACCCCACCCACCACAGGAAGGGGCAGCUGAACACAGGGGCACCUCUCUCUACCAGCCUCAGGGAGUGAACCUGGACCAAAACCACAGGGAUUCCGGGUGCCAGGCCCAAUUUCAUACUUAAGUUUUCACUACAACAUUAUUUUGUUGGUUGUUGGUUUUUAUUUUUUAUAUUUUGACCAUACACAGAGGAAGAUUGCCCAGACCUGGGCUGAAUAAAACAAGGUUUUUUUAC
Molecule: messenger RNA, 2423 nt
Organism: Pipistrellus kuhlii (Kuhl's pipistrelle)
Lineage: Eukaryota; Metazoa; Chordata; Mammalia; Chiroptera; Vespertilionidae
Gene: LOXL1
Product: lysyl oxidase like 1
Exons: 7
Coding region: 343-2091 (582 amino acids)
Biological process (GO): peptidyl-lysine oxidation
Molecular function (GO): protein-lysine 6-oxidase activity; copper ion binding
Source: RefSeq, a predicted model, not a curated record